Messenger RNA from Cephus cinctus (wheat stem sawfly), 827 nucleotides. RefSeq names its product meiotic nuclear division protein 1 homolog. Gene Ontology annotation, molecular function: double-stranded DNA binding. Gene Ontology annotation, biological process: reciprocal meiotic recombination. NCBI's taxonomy places the organism in Eukaryota, Metazoa, Arthropoda, Insecta, Hymenoptera, Cephidae. Gene Ontology annotation, cellular component: nucleus. The coding region runs from base 161 to 778 and encodes 205 amino acids. The record is from RefSeq and is a predicted model, not a curated record. The transcript is spliced from 6 exons.
GAUUUUAUUGGUACAUUGGAUCUCUAACAAUUCUAGCGACAGUAUAUAUAUCGUUAAAAAUUAACAAGCAGGCAUCUUACAACGUUGUAGCGCGACAGUCCUGGAUAGUCUGGAUUAUUUAACUGUUACUCAGCGUUGAACAAACAUAACAAAAGGCAGCAUGUCCAAACGCAAGGGGGUCUCUGCCGAUGAGAAACGAGUACGAAUGCUUCAAUUGUUUUAUGAGAAGAAAGAGUUCUUUACGCUGAAAGAACUGGAAAAGAUUGCACCUAAGGAGAAGGGUAUUGUAGUACAGUCUGUGAAGGAAAUUCUUCAAGCUUUGGUAGAUGAUGGAUUGGUACGAUCUGAUAAAAUUGGUACUUCGAUAUAUUAUUGGACAUUCCCAGGUGAAAACAUCACUGCGAUAGAGCACAGAGUAGCUGAAGGAAAUAAGAAAAUAGUAGAAUUAGAAUUUAAGCUAGCCAAGCUUAAGGAAGAGUAUAACAAUGAACAGACAGAUAAAGAGGAUACUGCAGAAAGGCAAGAACUAUUGAAUGAAAUUGCUAUACUACAAGAAAAAGAGAAUGAGCUCAAAAAACAAAUAAGUAAAUUCAGUGAUGCAGAUCCAGAAGUCAUUGCUCAAAUAAAUGACAAAGCUCAGUUAUACAAGGAUGCAGCGAAUACAUGGACAGACAACAUAUUUGCGCUUCAAAGCUGGUGCAAACGAAAAUUCGACAUUGCCGAAGAGACUUUGAAUAAGCAAUUUAACAUUCCAGAAGAUCUAGAUUAUAAGGAUUAGCCAUAAGAACACAUUUUCAAAAGAAAAUGAAACAUCAAGUACACUUUUC